UGCACGGAGAAUAAAUGAAUAAAGGCAAAAAGUAAACAUGUCGGUUUUGUCUAACAGUUAUUAGUAACACUAAUGUGUCUCUUUCUGGAAGAUAUAAUCCGCUUUAUAGUGUGACUGUUAGCCAUGAGAACCCUCGUGCUGGACAAUGGUGCUUAUACAGCUAAGAUUGGCUACAGCCAUGAGAAAGUCAGUGUUAUUCCUAACUGUCAGUUCCGAUCCAAGUCUCUGAGGCUAAAAACCUUCACAGCAAAUCAACUGGAUGAAAUCAAAGACCCUUCUGGGCUCUUUUAUAUUCUUCCGUUUCAAAAGGGUUAUCUCGUAAACUGGGAUGUGCAACGGAAAGUGUGGGAUCAGUUGUUUGGAAAAGAAAUGUUCAAGGUGGACUUUGCUGAUACCAACAUUAUUAUAACUGAGCCGUACUUCAACUUCGCCUCGAUUCAGGAAUCCAUGAAUGAAAUUUUGUUUGAGGAGUACCAGUUUCAAUCAGUUCUCCGAGUCAAUGCUGGAUCUUUGAGUGCGCACAAACACUUCAAUGAGUACAGUUCGGAGUUGUGUUGCAUCGUAGUGGAUAGUGGCUUCUCCUUCACACACAUUGCCCCUUAUUGUAGAGGAAGGAAGAUGAAGGAUGGCAUAUGCAGAAUAAAUGUAGGUGGAAAACUACUCACCAACCACUUAAAAGAGAUCAUUUCCUACAGGCAGUUACAUGUGAUGGAUGAGACAUAUGUGAUUAAUCAAGUGAAGGAAGACGUGUGCUAUGUCUCACAGGACUUUUACAAAGACAUGCAGAUUGCUCAGUUGAAAGGAGAGGAAAAUCUGGUAAUGAGAGACUAUGUGCUACCUGAUUUUAGUUCCAUCAAAAAGGGCUUCUGUAAGCCUCGAGAAGAAAUGAAUUUCACAGGGAAGUAUAAAACUGGAGAGCAGAUGCUGCGCCUCACAAACGAGAGAUUUGCUGUUCCAGAGAUGCUUUUCCACCCAUCAGAUAUCGGCAUCCAGGAAAUGGGCAUACCAGAAGCAAUAGUCCACUCCAUCAGCAAAAUGCCAGAAGAAAUGCAACCUCACUUCUUCAAGAACAUUGUCCUAACGGGUGGCAACACCUUGUUCUCAGGCUUCAGAGAUCGGGUGUACAAAGAAGUUCGCGCACUCGCACCUAGCGAAUUUGAUGUUUCUGUAAUACAGCCACAAAAUCCAAUCUGCUAUCCUUGGACAGGAGGAAAGCUACUAGCAGAAAACCCAGACUUUGAGGACAUGGUGGUAACACGGGAGGAUUAUGAAGAAAAUGGACAUUAUGUAUGUGAGGAGAAGUUUGACAUUUAAUCUGGGAAAAGCAAUUAUUUAUCCUCCAUGUGUUUUUUCAUAUGCCAUGUCAUCUCAUUUUUUUUGUGUAUUGUAAUUAUUUUUACAUCAUUUUU
This is a messenger RNA of Tachysurus vachellii, 1409 nucleotides long. RefSeq names its product actin related protein 6 (gene actr6). Gene Ontology annotation, molecular function: nucleosome binding. Bases 124 to 1314 code for a protein of 396 amino acids. The record is from RefSeq and is a predicted model, not a curated record. Gene Ontology annotation, cellular component: Swr1 complex. NCBI's taxonomy places the organism in Eukaryota, Metazoa, Chordata, Actinopteri, Siluriformes, Bagridae. The transcript is spliced from 11 exons.